Messenger RNA from Orbicella faveolata, 2809 nucleotides. Its product is annotated as patched domain-containing protein 3-like. NCBI's taxonomy places the organism in Eukaryota, Metazoa, Cnidaria, Anthozoa, Scleractinia, Merulinidae. The record is from RefSeq and is a predicted model, not a curated record. Gene Ontology annotation, cellular component: membrane.
AAGGUUUAAUUGAAUUCAACUUCAAGUCAGUUUUUUUUAGUUUUGCUACAUGUCUACCCGAAGUAAAACGCCACUUUUUGUUUUCUUCAGGUAUUUCUGUAUCUACGCUGCGCUGACAGUCACUUUUUCAUUUCUCAUGAUUGUGACAUUCUUCGUGGCCAUUAUGUCAUAUGAAGUGAAAAGAAUCAAAUCGGGCCGCAGAGAUUGUUUACCAUUCUGCUUUGCACCUCAACCAAAGGAGGGCGCGCCAGCCUGGGACGAACCUCGUCCACAGACCUCAAAUCAGGCCAUGCAGCGGUGGGGUAAGUUCUUGACCCAUCCUGUAACGAAAUGUGUGGUCAUAUGCUUCUCGCUAUUGCUGCUUGGUGCUGGAAUAUACGGAGUAACCCAAGUGGAAGAAGCGUUUGAUAGACGAAUCCUGGCAAAAGAUGAUACCUACUUGAAGCGAUUCUUGACUGCUCAAGAAGACAAUUUUGAUGUGUCCAUUCCGGUGAGCAUCGUGGAGAAUAGCGAUAUUGAUUACGAGCUGGACUCCACCCAGGAACAGAUCAGAGAGCUGACAAAUAUAGUCACAAGCAAUACUUAUUUCAGAAAGGAACUAUCACUGUCUUGGAUGAACUCAUUUUCUCAGUAUGCCAAGAUGUAUAAGAAGGACAUAACCGGUCCUAGAUUUUUGUCCGAGUUGAAGGCAUUUCUUCGCAUCUCCAACUUUUCCUAUUUCAAUCAAGACUUGAAGUUUUCCGAAGACGGCACAAAGCUGCAAGCUUCUCGUGUCCUCGGUUUUAUGAAGAGUGACGGCAGCUCCACCUUCCAGAAAAACGCCAUGCUUACACUCCGAGAUGACAUCGCAGAAAAGUCCAAACUCGAUGCCUUUCCAAUCACUCGACCGUUUAUAUUCUUUGAACAGUAUGUUUUAAUAUCAACGGAGACAAUAAGGAACCUGAUAAUCGCAGGCCUAGCGGUGUUUAUUGUCACAAGCCCCUUUCUGGUGGACUGUACUGUGGCGUUACUGGUGGUGCUCAACUUUGCAGCCUUAAUUUGCGAGCUAUUUGGGCUGAUGGUUAUCUGGAAUGUGUCCCUUAACACCGUGUCCAUGAUCAACCUCGUAAUGGCUAUUGGGUUCGCAGUCGAUUACAGCGCGCACAUUGCGCAUGCGUACGUCGUGUCAACCAAGUUAACAGCCAAUGAGCGAGUAGUGGAAGCUUUGAGCACUGUGGGUGCGAGUGUCUUAAUGGGAGGAUUCAGUACCUUCCUCGGCAUGAUCGUGCUGGCGUUCGCCGCUUCGGAGAUCUUCCGGAUAUUCUUCCGAAUGUUCUUCGGCAUUGUCGUGCUCGGUCUCCUUCACGGACUGUGUAUUAUGCCCGUUUAUCUGUCCUUAAUGUGCUGGAGACCUGCUGUUAACAGACCUCCUUCGGUAAGUGACAGUGCUGAGAAAGUGAACGACGGUUUACACUUGGAAUCGAUUGGAAGUGAAGAGAAAGUCGGCGCGAACGAUCUUACGGGUUCACCACUGUCUGGAGGCUGUGUGGAAGAGACUCGGGAACCAAACAACGCUGAGCAAACCACGCAAAAGGGCGAAGACGGAAAAGAUGGUGAAGUCGGAAUUCAAAAUAACGCGGUAACAACUGAUGACGAAAACGACGUUGGAGAGAACAAACAGGACAACACGAUAAUCAGUGAUCCUGAGCUCAACAAGUACAAAGUAGAGAAUGGUGAAGAGCUUGCUCACGGCGUCUCGGAGAAAACAGACACCCAUAAAAAUGACGAGACUUUAACUCCUGCGCCUGUAAACAAGCUUGAACAAUCCACGCCAAUAGCCAAUAGCAAUGAGGACACUGCACAUGCGUCAAAGGACACAGACAGGGAAGAGGACUCUGUAGCCAAUAAGAGAAACGAACAGCAUCCGGCUCGCAGAGUGCAUUUGCAAAAAGCUCCUCAAGUCACUUUAGUAGGCAUAAAACAGCUAUAAUUUUCUGUCGUGCCUAUUGGUUAUUCUUUUCGCGAGGUAAUGCUAUCAAAUUGAUACAGAGUCGAUAUAAACCCGGCACUUGUGUACUUUUUACACUGAUCAGUUUCUUUGAGCUGUUGUCAGUUUUUGUCACUUUGCUGGAUUUGUCCUAAUAUUGUUUCGAAAAUUAUCGCAAAAAAUCCUUAUUUUUUAAUUCAAUUUCGUAAAUAGGUUAAUAAUGAGUCCAAUUAUGCAUAUAUCUUUACUUUUUGUUCUUAUGUCUUCAUUUUUAUUUAUUAAAAAAAUAAUUAUACCUUGCCAAUAAUUGGCUGCUCCGAAAUUGCGGUCUUAAUUAAAGAGUCGAAUUGAGAGGUCAUACGAGCCCCUAAUCAAAGCAUUUUUGCUGAUCCUGGCCAUGUUCUCAGGGUAAGGAUAGUUCAAAAUAUUGAUUUCGUGACGGAGAACCCAAUUUGGCUGAGCAUGCAGGAAGGAGGAAAAUUUUGCUUAACUCAGAAGGCAAAUGCGGAGUAGUUUACCUCGGUUAUUUUUUGUUUGAUUGACACAAAAAGCAAUAUAUUUCUAUAAAUUUAUAGGGUGUUGGGAUAUAUUUAACAAUCAUUCGCCAAAGGCGAGGUAACUAUUAAUGUAUUUAUAGGUUGCCUUCAACGCCCAGGCGGCAACACAGCCAGGAAGCGUGGCAUGUAUUUGUAUGUUGAAUAUUUAUCGUAUAUAAUCGAUAAAAGUGCCGUUUUUUGUCACUGACUUAUAUAUUUUAGCACGACGUUUUGGCUAACUCUUAAGCCUUCUGAUGAAGGUUUAAGAGUUAGCCGAAACGUCUUGCUAAAAUAUACAAGUCAGUGA